GGUUUCAAAUAAGCUCUACUUGUGAACUCUUUCCUCUUCAUGCCCUUUUCAUGCUUUCUUGUAAUCUCUAAGAUACCUUUGUUGUUAGAAUUUUAAUGUCUACGCCCUUAGAACAUGAUUACAUAGGCUUAUCAGAGGUUUCUCCUACCAUGGAAAACUCUGAGAAGAUCUCUUCUUCUUCCUCUACUGUUUCCUCCGAGCUGGAUGACAAGAGCAAUACUCUCAACCUUAAGGAGACUGAGCUCAGGCUUGGCUUGCCUGGUUCUGAAUCCCCUGAGAGGAAAUUUGGAGGUGGGGUUUCCCUUCCUGGGAAGGGUGUCGAUGACAAGAGCUCUUACUCGCUUGGUGUGCUCAAGACUCUUGUUUCUGGGGCUAAGAGGGGUUUCUCCGACGCCAUUGACGGCUCUGGGAAAUGGGUUUUCUCUGGGAACGCUGGAUCUGAGGUUGAUUUGAGCAAAGGAGGAGCUGUGUUGUUCUCUCCUAGAGGUGGGAAUGGUGGGAAGUCUCUCCCUGUUUUAGAGAGUACUGGUCAGCAGCCGGGUAUGGCCACUUCUGUGCUGAAAGACGUUGUCCCAGCGUCGCCAAAACCUGUGCAAGACAAGAAACCUCAGAUAUCUGCUGCAAAUGACCAUGGGAUGGCUCCUGCUUCUAAGGCCCAGGUUGUAGGAUGGCCUCCAAUUCGAUCAUUCCGGAAGAACACCAUGGCUAGCAGCCCAGCAAAGACAGGUGUUGACGCUGAGGGGAAGGGUUCAGGGUGUCUUUAUGUUAAGGUUAGCAUGGAUGGUGCUCCAUACUUGAGGAAAGUUGACCUCAAAAUCUACAGCAACUAUACCGAACUUUCGACCGCCCUUGAGAAGAUGUUCAGCUGCUUUACCAUUGGUCAGUGUGGUUCUCAUGGAGUCCCAGGCCGAGAUGGGCUUAGCGAGAGUAGAUUGAUGGAUCUCAUCCAUGGUUCUGAAUAUGUGCUCACUUAUGAAGACAAAGAUGGUGAUUGGAUGCUUGUCGGUGAUGUUCCAUGGGAGAUGUUUACUGACUCAUGUAAGAGGCUGAGGAUCAUGAAGGGUUCAGAUGCAAUUGGCUUAGCUCCGAGGGCCAUGGAGAAGUGUAAGAACCGGAACUAGCGGUGCUUGCUAUGACCUCAAACUGAUGGAUGAGUCUGGAAGUCGGAAGUGAAGCAAAAGGCAGUUCAAGCAUCUUUAAUCACAAUAUAUACUGUUAAGGAAAGGGUUUUCAAAGUAUGGGGGACCUGUGUUUUGAAAUCCUAUAUAAUUUGCUUUAAUAUCCUUCUAAGGUUUUGUGUCUUUGAUGACUUACUGGGAGAACUUCCUUAUAGGCAAAGAAGAAAAUAUACUCUUACAAACCAAAAAACAAAAAAAAAAAUCCAGGAUAUUCUCUAGUCUGUGCUUUCUAAUCUGUAUUUUGAUUGAUAGCCCUUCAUUUCUAUGAAUGUAAAUGGCUUGUUUAUUUUGUGUCUGAUC
Messenger RNA from Telopea speciosissima, 1478 nucleotides. Its product is annotated as auxin-responsive protein IAA27-like. Gene Ontology annotation, cellular component: nucleus. Gene Ontology annotation, biological process: regulation of DNA-templated transcription. The record is from RefSeq and is a predicted model, not a curated record. Gene Ontology annotation, molecular function: protein binding. Lineage: Eukaryota; Viridiplantae; Streptophyta; Magnoliopsida; Proteales; Proteaceae. The coding region runs from base 96 to 1121 and encodes 341 amino acids. The transcript has 5 exons.